This is a messenger RNA of Racocetra persica, 131 nucleotides long. NCBI's taxonomy places the organism in Eukaryota, Fungi, Glomeromycota, Glomeromycetes, Diversisporales, Gigasporaceae. The record is from the annotation of a GenBank genome assembly.
AAUCUGAAGGAAUUGUAUCUUACUCUAACCAAAAUAGUCAUUAUGAUUCACUCAAGAACAACUUAAAAAGAACUAUCCUUUCUGUAAUUAGAAGAUUAAAAAUUGGUGCUAAAAAAAAAAUGCUUCAUAUU